Molecule: messenger RNA, 975 nt
Organism: Cannabis sativa
Lineage: Eukaryota; Viridiplantae; Streptophyta; Magnoliopsida; Rosales; Cannabaceae
Exons: 3
Coding region: 1-975 (324 amino acids)
Biological process (GO): proteolysis
Molecular function (GO): aspartic-type endopeptidase activity
Source: RefSeq, a predicted model, not a curated record
AUGGUGGGGACCAACAUAGUUUAUGCUGAGGUGUUAGAAAAAGCUCUUGAAGCUGUGUUUCUCCAAAAUGAUAUAAAGAAGGAGAAUGCUGCUAAGUGGGAAGCCCGAAGAAACAAUGGAGGAAAUCAAGAGAAUAAGAGAAAACACGAGGGAAAUCACAGUAAUGAUCGUGAUAAAAAGGGGAAAACAGUGGUCCAAAAUAACAACAAUGGGCCAGGCCAUUUGAAGAAAAAUUGCCCAAAGGGACAAAAGAAGGAGAACCAAGCCGCUCCUGCUCGAGUGUUUGCUCUCACCAGAGGAGAAGCGGCCACAAGCAACACUGUUGUCUCAGGUCAGGUUUCUAUUUACGGAUUGCCUUGUAAUGUUCUCUUUGAUUCUGGAGCUGCUCAUUCUUAUAUAGCUACUAGGAUAAUUGAUAGUAUAGAUAAGCCAUGUGACCUACUUAGAUGUGGUAUUGUGACGGAAUUACCCUCGAGAGAAACCAUGCUAUCAACAAGAAGAAUGCGAGAUGUACCUAUCAUAAUCGAAAUCAAAGAACUCAUGGGCGACCUAAUAGAGCUGGAAAUGAAGGAAUAUGAUGUUAUAAUUAGGAUGGAUUGGCUAUCUAGUCACGGCGUGACAAUCAAUUGCCGAAAGAAACUGGUCGUUUUUGAAACAAAGGCUGGGAUCGUCAACUUAGUGGAUCGAGCAAUAGGGACACAACUAAAUGUGGAGAAUGUGCACAUAGUCUGUGAAUUUCCAGAGGUCUUUCCAGAAGAUCUACCGGGACUACCUCCAGAUAGAGAGGUGGAGUUCGUCAUUGAAUUAGCCCCGGGGACUAAUCCAAUUUCAAAGGCUCCAUACGUAAUGGCACCUAAUGAGUUAAAAGAGCUUAAAAUACAACUACGGGAGCUCUUAGACAAAGGGUUCAUUAGACCGAGUUACUCACCUUGGGGUGCGCGGUACUCUUCAUCAAGAAGAAAGAUGGUAGUAUGA